Messenger RNA from Phanerochaete carnosa HHB-10118-sp, 1378 nucleotides. RefSeq lists its product as uncharacterized. Gene Ontology annotation, cellular component: peroxisome. The record is from RefSeq and is a predicted model, not a curated record. The transcript has 9 exons. Bases 35 to 976 code for a protein of 313 amino acids. Lineage: Eukaryota; Fungi; Basidiomycota; Agaricomycetes; Polyporales; Phanerochaetaceae.
AAGACCCAGCACGCACAGUGUCAAACGCCGCGACAUGUCAGAAAUUAAUCUGGAGAAGGCUGUCGGCCAUCAGGGCGCCGACUUUCCUGUCGCAUGGUUGAAACGCGAUUUGCUCCUCUACGCUGUCGGCAUCGGUGCGAAAGCGACCGACCAGGCUCUCGUGAACGAACUCAGCGGUGACUGGGCGCCAUUCCCCACGUACCCCGUCGUCCUUCAAUUCAAGGGCGAGGAUCAAGACAUUAACGACUUCAGGAAACGCGUUGGAGGCUCGACCGCCCCCGGUCUGCCCAAGUUCGACCCUAACCGUGGAGUCCAUGGCACGCAGUCUAUCGAGAUUCUAAAGCCGAUCCCGGAGGUCAGCGGACCUGGCUGGAAGCUCAAGAAGCGCAUCGUGGGCGUGAGCGAGAAUAAGUCCGGCAUUGUUAUCGAGUCUGAGACGCUCCUCGUGGGCCCUCGCGGCACAGUCUACGCCAAACUUUAUGGUUCGUCCUUCAACCUAGGCGCAAAAGCGACCGGCCAGAAGUUUAGCAAGCGGAUUGCAGGGCCCUAUCCAGCCAAGGAUAUCCCCAAGAAUCGCGAACCCGACUACGUCGUGCGAGACAAGACUACCCCAGAGCAGGCGGCCAUCUACCGACUUAGUGGCGACUACAACGCCCUCCAUAUCGACCCGAAGAUAGGACAGGCUACGGGUUUCGGGGGCACUAUCCUGCACGGGCUCUCGACGUUCGGCUUCGCGGCGCGUGCGGUGCUCUCCGCCGUUGGCGGGAAUAAGCCUGACUCGCUCAGGUAUUUCGCCGUGCGAUUCUCGUCGCCGGUCAAGCCCGGCGAUGCGCUCGAGACCUCCGUCUGGGAGGUGGGCCCGGGCCCUGACGGCACUACGGAGGUUGCGUUCGUGACCAAAGACACCGAUAGUGGGAAAAUAUGCCUCAGCCAAGGCGUCGCGUAUGUGAAGAAGGUGGAGAAGAGCAAGCUCUAGGGUGCUCGCCCUACAUAUCGAAAGCUUCGACGGACUCGGUUGUAUUUACUCGAAUUGCAGCUUGUAUUCUUGGAUUGACACGUAAAAUAGGGCAAGCGUUCUCUCAGCACCUCCUCACAUACCAAUUGUUGAACCUAGUCGUGUUCGGGCACCUCAGAUGCUCAAUAUUUCUCAUGGAGUCCAAGUCUAUCCUUGAGAUAUCGGUACAAUCUAGCAAGACAGAAGAAAGUAUAUUUGAUAGCUGUCAUUAACUCGCCACUUCUCAGCACUUCUCCCAGACGAUGUUGAUGGGAUCUCAGAUGCAGGGCUCAGCAGCCGUUGACGUCACUGUCUCCUUAGCCAGUCUUUCGCUUUAGUUUGCGCCACUGUUUCACUGUACGCUGCCUAUGACAGCUCUAUAGC